Molecule: messenger RNA, 536 nt
Organism: Drosophila ficusphila
Lineage: Eukaryota; Metazoa; Arthropoda; Insecta; Diptera; Drosophilidae
Exons: 1
Coding region: 28-396 (122 amino acids)
Source: RefSeq, a predicted model, not a curated record
ACUCUUUACCAAAAACAACCUAGCAAAAUGUACUUUCUCGGCCUGUUUCUGCUUCUAGUUGGUACAAACGUCUGCCUGAUUGAGGGAAAUUUCGGUUCCAGUACAACAGGAAACGAUUAUACAUAUGGGACGCAGGCAACGACUGAUAGCCUCAUCGCCAGUGAAACUAUUUCUCAGAGCAAAUCGCCGCUGCAAACGACAACGAAAACAUAUACCCUAACUCAGGCAGGAACUGCAAAAACCAUUACCUACAUCAAGAUCACGGAUCUGAUGAGAAAGCGAGGUGCUUCUGCUUCAAUUACUUCCGGAGGUGUGGGUUCUACGACAGUUACGAUCGUAUUUACUUCAGCUCGAGGAGCUGCUAUUAAGUCCCAAGUGGUAAUUUAUGGUUCUUAAUAAGUUCUAUUUAUCGAACAAGAAUACAGAUUGUAAAACUCCUAAUAAUAAAAACAAUUUUUGGAAUUAAUUGUGUUCAUAUAUACACCAAAUUUAUCAAAUUUUAACUAACAAAAUGAAAUAAAUUAAUUUAAAAAAGU